Molecule: messenger RNA, 963 nt
Organism: Rana temporaria (common frog)
Lineage: Eukaryota; Metazoa; Chordata; Amphibia; Anura; Ranidae
Product: olfactory receptor 11L1-like
Exons: 1
Coding region: 1-963 (320 amino acids)
Biological process (GO): G protein-coupled receptor signaling pathway
Cellular component (GO): membrane
Molecular function (GO): olfactory receptor activity; G protein-coupled receptor activity
Source: RefSeq, a predicted model, not a curated record
AUGAAGGAAGACAACUAUUCAAGAAUUACUGAAGUCUGGCUUACUGGAAUAGACCAUCUGCAAAGUACUAGAAUUGUUCUCUUUAUUUUUUUUCUUAUGAUGUACGUGAUAAUAGUAACAGGAAAUCUUCUAAUAAUUUCAGUCAUCACAUCUGAACAUUGUCUUCAUUCUCCAAUGUAUAUGUUCCUAUGUAGUUUAUCCUUAUCAGAAGUUUUAUUUACUACCAAUCUUAUUCCUAAUUUUUUACAAGUUUUAUGGGAGAAUGGAGCUGCUAUAAAUCUAGGAACCUGUCUUGCACAGUUUUAUUUGUGUGGAUCAUUGGGAGCAACAGAGUGCUUGCUGUUUGCAUCCAUGUCCUAUGAUCGGUAUUUGGCUAUCUGCAAACCACUCCAUUAUUGUUCUGUGAUGAGUUUUGCAUUUUGUGUCAAACUUGUUCUGUUCUCAUGGGCAUGUGCCUUUGCUAGCAUGUCAAUCACAUUAAUAAUGGUUGCACAGCUACAAUUUUGUGGACCUAAAAUUAUUGAUCACUAUUUCUGCGAUUUUGCUCCCAUACUAGAACUUUCUUGCUCAGACACCUAUGCAGUUGAAAUAGAGACCUUCAUGUUUACAUCUUCAGUGGCACUCUUUCCAUUUUUAUUUGUUAUUGGAACUUACAUUUGCAUUAUUACUACUAUUCUGAAUAUCCCUUCAUCCACAGGUAGAUGGAAAACAUUCUCCACAUGCAGCUCCCACCUGGCUACAGUGUGCACAUAUUAUGGAACACUUAUUAGUCUCUAUGCAAUACCCACACAUACCUUUUCAAGCACAGUUAGUAAGACUUUAUCUCUUAUUUACACUGUUGUCACUCCCAUGUUCAACCCCAUAAUAUAUAGCCUGAGAAACAAAAAUAUUAAAUUAGGUGUGCAAAAAUGUUUGAGAAAAUGUCUGAUAAGAAAGGCAUUUCUUGGGCCACUUCACACCUGA